This is a messenger RNA of Monopterus albus (swamp eel), 1743 nucleotides long. It is a transcript of the gene phax, whose product is annotated as phosphorylated adaptor for RNA export. Bases 118 to 1350 code for a protein of 410 amino acids. Gene Ontology annotation, biological process: snRNA export from nucleus. Gene Ontology annotation, cellular component: nucleus. Lineage: Eukaryota; Metazoa; Chordata; Actinopteri; Synbranchiformes; Synbranchidae. The record is from RefSeq and is a predicted model, not a curated record. The transcript has 2 exons.
UUGUGAAAGGGUCUGAUAGUUGAAAGGCGGAAGCGGGGGUUUAUCCUAGCGCGAAUUUUCUAGAGAAUUUCCCAAGUUUGUCUGUUGUCAACUCAUCAUAUUAUUUCACAACAUAUAAUGGCGGAUGGUGGAGGUCUAAUGGAUGGUGAUCUCGAAGAUGGGGAGAUAUCCGGCUCCAGCUCGGACACGGAGGUAGGAACCGCAGCAGCAGCACAAGCUCGACUCCAGGCUCCCCCAUUUUUCAGCGGGCAGUCUUCUCAGAACAGAGCUGCUGCUCAGCCCCCGUCUGCUUACCGCAGCGCCAGUAGGACGGUUGAGUCCAGCGACAGCGACCUAGAUUCGUCGGAUGAGGAGGCGGCUCUGUGGCGCCGUAAGCGUCAGAAAGUGUCCAACGCUCCCCAACCGCCUGCCUCCACCGCCCAGCCUUGGCCGACCAGUCUGCCCGCUCCCACUGCACCGGGAGGCCGCAAGGUGAACAACAUUUGGGGCUCCGUGGUUCAGGAGCAGUGCCAGGAUGCCAUAACUGCAGAGAUCGGCAUAUUUGGCAUGGAUGGUGAACUGAACAUGUCCAGCAGAAAUGUAGAGACUUAUAACUUUGUCCUGGCACGAAAGAUAAUGGAGAAGGAGAGGGAGAUAGAGAGGCAGUCGAAGAAUGAAGGAGAUGUGAGCAUGCUGGAUGCCCAGCUAGAGGAAUACAUGAAAGGCCAGGGGUCAGAGGACAGGACAGGAGGUGAUGCAAAGAGGAAAAGACCAGCUAAAGAGAGACUAGGUCCCAGAGCUGAGAUGGACAUCAAGGGCCGGUAUGAGAUCACAGAAGAUGACCCUGAGAACAAAGUGGCAGAUGAGAUAGCAUACAGGCUCCAAGAGCCUAAAAAGGACCUGAUAGAACGUGUGGUUAAAGUCAUUGGAAAGAAAAAAGCCAUAGAACUGUUAGGAGAGACUGCCACACUGGAAGAAACUGGUGGAGUGUACACCAUGGAUGGCAGCAGGCGACGAACACCAGGUGGGGUGUAUCUCAACCUCCUGAAGAACACACCCAGCAUCACCAAGGCACAGAUCAGACAGAUAUUCUUUGAAGAACAACAGAAAGAGUACAAAUGCAAGAAAGCUGCUCAGAAGAGGAGGCGGUGUGUGGUGGCCAAGAAGAUGAAGCAGGCCAUCGGCACACUAAAUCUGCAGGAGCAUGAUGAUGUCUCUAGGGAGACUUUUGCCAGUGAUACUAAUGAGGCCUUGGAAUCUUUGGAGGAGGCUGCAGAAGAGGAAGAGGAAGAGGAGGGUCAGGAGGAAGCUGCUGUGGGCACUGAGGAGACAGCGGUGGUCUACAGCUCUGCAGACCUUGAGGUCUUUUGAGGGCUGCCUGCUGUUUGAACUCUGGGAGGACUGAUAAUAGAUGUUUGAGGUUAAAAUUAGGUUAAAACACUGAAACCACUGUGUAAGUGAUAAUACAGAAUCACGCCUGAGUGUCCCUUUUUAACAGUAGCAAUUAAAGUAGAGCUUAUGUUAACAAAAGUAUUGUUUUUGUUUGUUAUGGCAUGGAGUUAUAGAUCUCAGCACAUGUAAAUGCAGAAUUACCACAGGAUGGUUUGAUUUGUUAUACACGUUUUGGCUUAAUUCAAAUUUGAAAUGAUCAAAAAGAAGCAUACUGGGGUAAGAGCAAUGCACUCUUGCCCAUUUUCAAAUGCACUGUCUGCUAUAUUUAUUAAUUUAACUAGGUGGAAAAUAAAGGUAACUCAGGUAAAAUGA